AUGGAUUUGAUCUUUGAACCUCAGAGAGGCACGCAGUUCACCAUUGAAAUUGGAUACUUCGACACAGUGCAAGAGAUCAAAGAAAAAGUUCAGAAAUAUCAAGGCAUUCCCGCCGCUACUCAAACCCUAAUCUUCAACGGCAACGUCCUCCAAGAUGAUCUCAACGUCCACUCCUCCGAAAUCCUCGACCGCUCCCACGUCCAGCUCGUCGUCGCCGCCUCCGAUUCAGAUACCGACAAGCAGCAAGUUGCCGCCGCCGCCGCUGCGAACAAACCGGGAGUUUCGCUGGAAGUUGAGGUCACCGAUACCAUCAGGAAGAUGAAAGAGAGGAUCGAAGAAGCGGACGGCAUUCCGGUGAGUAGAAUAACGGUUUACGCUAACGGAACCGAGUUGUUAGACGACCGGACGGUGCACGACUACGAACUCUCCGAUCACUCAGAAGUGGACGUGAGCUUUAAGCCAUUGCCGCCGGCGACGGCGGCGGCGACUACAACGACCUCGUCCGGAUCCUCCGGAAACACGAACAGUUCUAAGAAGCUUCGUAUAAUGGUGGUGUCGCAAUACGGGACGAAGAAGUUUCCGGUGGAGGUGAAUCCGUCGGAAAACGUAAGGGAGUUGAGGAAAGAGCUUGAGAGAUUGAAGGAUCAAUGGCAGCUGGAGCUCCCGGAAGAUGGCUACUUCUUUAUAUACAAGCAGAACGUGAUGGACGACGAUCGGUCUUUUAGAUGGCACAAUGUUGGUCAAGGUGACACCAUUGACAUCUUUAAUGGUAGCGUCACUGGUGGAGGUUGA
Molecule: messenger RNA, 792 nt
Organism: Ipomoea nil (Japanese morning glory)
Lineage: Eukaryota; Viridiplantae; Streptophyta; Magnoliopsida; Solanales; Convolvulaceae
Product: ubiquitin-like protein-NEDD8-like protein RUB3
Exons: 2
Coding region: 1-792 (263 amino acids)
Biological process (GO): proteasome-mediated ubiquitin-dependent protein catabolic process
Cellular component (GO): nucleoplasm; cytosol
Molecular function (GO): polyubiquitin modification-dependent protein binding; ubiquitin binding; proteasome binding
Source: RefSeq, a predicted model, not a curated record